AUGUCUAAGAUCACAGUCGCCGGAGUGCGCCAGAACAUCGAGCAGCUGCUCAACUACUCUCAGAAUGAGAAGAAGAGGAACUUCCUCGAGACCGUCGAGCUUCAGAUCGGUCUGAAGAACUACGACCCCCAGCGUGACAAGCGUUUCUCUGGUACCAUCAAGCUGCCUACCGUUCCCCGUCCCAACAUGACCAUCUGUGUUCUUGGUGACCAGCACGAUCUCGACCGUGCCAAGCACCACGGCAUUGACGCCAUGUCCGCCGACGACCUGAAGAAGCUGAACAAGAACAAGAAGCUCAUCAAGAAGCUUGCUCGCAAGUACGAUGCUUUCCUUGCUUCCGACACCCUCAUCAAGCAGAUUCCCCGUCUCUUGGGUCCUGGUCUCUCCAAGGCCGGUAAAUUCCCUACCCCCGUCUCUCACGCCGAGGACAUGGCCAACAAGGUCAACGAGGUCAAGUCUACCAUCAAGUUCCAGCUUAAGAAGGUUCUCUGCCUCGGUGUUGCCGUCGGCAACGUUGGUAUGACUGAGGACGAGCUCGUCGCCAACACCAUGCUCGCCAUCAACUACCUUGUCUCCCUGCUUAAGAAGGGUUGGCAGAACGUUGGUAGCCUUGUCCUCAAGGCUACCAUGUCUCCCCCUAAGCGUCUGUACUAA
Messenger RNA from Aspergillus luchuensis, 654 nucleotides. It is a transcript of the gene CRP74, whose product is annotated as 60S ribosomal protein uL1. Bases 1 to 654 code for a protein of 217 amino acids. Gene Ontology annotation, cellular component: large ribosomal subunit. Gene Ontology annotation, molecular function: RNA binding; structural constituent of ribosome. The record is from RefSeq and is a predicted model, not a curated record. The transcript has 4 exons. Lineage: Eukaryota; Fungi; Ascomycota; Eurotiomycetes; Eurotiales; Aspergillaceae. Gene Ontology annotation, biological process: translation.